AUGAACGACUUCCAACAAGAAAAAAAAAAAUUAACUGAGGCUCUCAGUAAGCCCGUAAAAUUAUCGAGUGAUAUUGAGAAGGCUAAUAAAGAUGCUCCCGGCAUGGGAAAAACUACUUUUGUAAAUAACUUGGCUAAUGCCAUGGGUCGGGAUUUUGAACCAAUUUCACUGGCUGGUUUCAAAGAAUCCAAAGAAUAUUCUAUUUUAGGAGAUGAUAAAAAACCUAGCCUAAAAGCCGAAGAUAAACAAAUCCAACAGCAUUUAAUUCAACUUUUCAAAGACUACCAAAAAGGAAAAAAAUUCACUGAUAAAUACUAUCAGACUGAAAUAGAUUUAAGUCAUGUUACUUUUUUUGCUACCAUAAAUUAUAUUGAUGAUUUAGACAUAAACCUAAAAAACAGUAUUGAGAUAACCGAGUUAAAGGAUUUCACUGCUAAAGAAAAAAAAGCCAUCUUAAAAAUGAAAGCGGGAACAAUUAACGAAAAGUAUCCAGAAAAAAAAGGUGGUAUCAUUACCGAAGCAAUUAUUACCGAAAUACUGCAACGAAUUAAAGAAGUGGGAAUAAGACAGGCCGAAAGAGUUUUAUACAAAAUAGAACAGGAAUAUAUUUAUACCAAAAAUAAAGGAGAAAAAUUUACUGUCAUGGAAAACCCUUCCGAAUGA
This is a messenger RNA of Funneliformis geosporum, 663 nucleotides long. The record is from the annotation of a GenBank genome assembly. NCBI's taxonomy places the organism in Eukaryota, Fungi, Glomeromycota, Glomeromycetes, Glomerales, Glomeraceae.